This is a messenger RNA of Rhododendron vialii, 3522 nucleotides long. RefSeq lists its product as uncharacterized. Bases 686 to 3268 code for a protein of 860 amino acids. The record is from RefSeq and is a predicted model, not a curated record. The transcript is spliced from 11 exons. NCBI's taxonomy places the organism in Eukaryota, Viridiplantae, Streptophyta, Magnoliopsida, Ericales, Ericaceae.
GCGGCAAAUCGUUAACGAGUAACCGAACGACGACGUCGAAACAACCCAAUAUACUCCGACGUUGUCCUAUCACCCCGUCCUCGAACCCACGUUCCUCUCAGACGAAACCCAUUAAUUGUUUUUUUCCCCUUUCGCUACUCGCUUCCGUUGCGUCGCGUCGCUGCAAAAACGUGAGAGAGAGAGAGAGACGAACGAUACACGCAAUUGUGUGUGUGUGUGUGUGUGUGAGAGAGAGAGAGAGAGAGAGAGAGAGAGAGAGACGAACGAUACACGCAAUUGUGUGUGUGUGUGUGUGUGUGUGAGAGAGAGAGAGAGAGAGAGAGAGAGAGAGAGAGAGAGAGAGAGAGAGAGAGAGAGAGAGAGAGAGAGAGAGAAGCUUUGCGGGGGUUUUCGGUUUUGGCUGCAAAAAAAAAGCUUCAACAAGACAAACAUUACAUAUAUCUGCUAAACCGACGCCUCAGCUGUUUUUUGUUUUUGGUCUGAAAUCUCCUUUUUUAAUUUUGUUCCCUUUUCGUACAUAUACGCGAGAUACGUACUCAUUGAUUAAUACCAACUUCCCCCCAUCUCUCGCCAUAUCCACCCAUAUAUACAUAUAUAUAUACCCCUUUGUGCCCCUCUUCAGCUCAUGGGUUUUGUUUCACGUGUAAUUCUCUUGCCUCUUGAAUAGGGUUUUCUUGCUGAUCAUAUGGGCGAUCUUCAGGCUGGUUCUCGACAGCCAAACGGCGUCGUGGCCGAAGAUUGCCCGUUUCUAAUGGCGUCGUUGACGUCUAACCCUGAUCCCUUGUCAAUUGGGGAGGGUAGUUUGGGGAUUGCUGAGAAAAUGACCCAAGAAGUGUUGUGUUGCAUUCAUCCCACUUUGGACUCUGAGGAGAAGAGGAAGGACGUGAUUGAAUAUAUCCAGAGACUCAUUCGGUUGUCUAUUGGAUGCGAGGUCUUCCCAUAUGGCUCUGUGCCACUAAAGACCUAUCUUCCGGACGGAGAUAUCGACUUGACUGCCCUUUGCACUCCUGAUGUCGAGGAAACUUUAGCCCGUGAUGUACUUGCUGUUUUACAGCGAGAAGAGCAGAAUGCUAAUGCUGAGUACGAAGUCAAGGAUACACAAUUUAUUGAUGCUGAGGUUAAACUAGUGAAAUGCUUGGUGCAGAACAUUGUUAUAGAUGUCUCCUUCAGUCAGUUAGGGGGACUUUGUACACUAUGUUUUCUCGAGCAGGUUGAUCGCCUUGUUGGCAGAGAUCAUCUCUUCAAACGUAGCAUUAUUCUGAUAAAGGCUUGGUGCUAUUAUGAAAGCCGUAUUCUGGGUGCUCAUCAUGGUUUAAUUUCAACAUAUGCGUUGGAAACAUUGAUCUUGUACAUUUUCCAUCUAUUUCAUACAUCUUUAAAUGGUCCUCUGGCGGUCCUCUAUAAAUUUUUGGAUUAUUUUAGCAAGUUUGACUGGGAUAACUACUGUAUUAGUUUGAAAGGUCCAGUUCCCAAAUCUUCUUUGCCUGAUAUAGUUGUUGAAAUGCCAGUAAAUUUGGGUGACAACUUAAUGUUUAGUGAGGAAUUUCUUAGGAACUGUAUGGACAUAUUCUCAGUUCCAUCAAGGAUGCUUGAUACAAACUUGCGAGCAUUUCCUCAAAAGCAUCUAAAUAUAAUAGACCCAUUGAAAGAAAAUAACAACCUUGGGCGCAGUGUCAACAGAGGUAAUUACUAUCGGAUACGGAGUGCCUUCAAAUACGGAGCCCGCAAGCUUGGCCGUAUCCUUCUGUUACCAAGAGAAAGAAUUGCAAAUGAGAUCAAGAGGUUCUUUGCGAACACUCUAGAAAGGCAUGGGCAUAGUUUCAGCAAUGUGUCCUCAUCAUCCCAUUCUAGAACAUUUUCUGAGGAGUCGAUUCAGCUGAACUUGAAUCUUGAUUUGGACAACAAUAAACUGGAAGAAAGAGAUAAUGAACCAGACAGAUAUUGGAGGAACGGCAAUUCUAUAAAUGUGGCGUCCAAAAUGGCCCGUACAGUAGCUGGAAAUGGAGAAGCGAGUUUGAGAAUUGCAGACGACACAUCUAAUGGUUCACCAUCAAGUCACUGCUUGGGCAAUUCUCUUUAUGGAUUGAAUUAUCAUGCACCUCAUUUCUAUUUUUCGGGAUUUUCUCCAGAAAAUGGUAAUUUGGAAAACGGGUAUUUAAAUGAAGAAAAGAUGGAAAAUGUUGAUGAGAAGAUGGGUUUUGAUUUGUGGACCGAACUUCGGGAGAACGAUUUGAAUCAUGAGGAUGUGAGCUCUAGUGGAUCAGGAAUCUCAAGUCCAGUUGCUGCCAUCUCUGAUGGCCCACUUGAUUUCAGGGAAAGGGAUUUGGCCCACUUGGGUGAUAUUGCCGGAAUUCCAGAAACUUUGAUUCCCUUGUCAGACCUCAGUGGGGAUUAUGACAGUCACAUAAGGAGUUUGCUGUAUGGUCAGUGUUGCCAUGGGUAUGCUUUAUCCGCACCUGUGCUUCCCAAUUCCCUUCACCAAUCCAUUCUGGUUAAGCAAAAUGCAAGUUCUCAAAUUAAAACAAAUGGUGCGGUCAGACCGCCACAAAGCCCGAUCAACAAUCCCAUAUCAUACAAUUCUUGUUCGUGUUUGGAAGAAAUGGUUAAACCUCCAGGAACUGGUCCAUAUCCUGAUUCGAUUAUCAUUGGUCUAACGCAUGAAAAUCGCACGAACAAUCCCACACCAUCCAUUUCUCGUUUGUGUUUGCAAGAAAAGCAUAGACCACAAGGAACUGGCACAUAUUUUCCUGAUUCGAUUAUCGUUGAUCUUACACAUGAAAACCCCAUGAACAAUUCCACACCAUCCAAUUCUCGUUUGUGUUUGGAAGAAAAGCAUAAACCGCGAGGAACUGGCAAAUAUUUUCCUGAUACGAAUGGUUGUUCAUGCAGGGAGAAGUCCUCACAACCAAGGGGAAGGAAUCAUGCACCAGGGAAUCAACGUCAGUCCUGGAGACAAAUACAUAGCAAUGGCUCUGAGAAGGUGUCAUUAAGUCGUGAAAAGUCUGGAUUAUCCCACCAGAGUACUCGUUCCUCAGUGAAUGAUUCCAAUGGUGGUGGUUUCUCCAUUCCAUGUCGGAAAAUUGAAUUCGGAUCUCUUGGGCAGUUACCGGAACAAAUCCUUCAUUCAGCUUCAGGCCCUCCAAGCCUUGUGGUACGGGUGCAGAGUUCAAAAGAGGCAGUAUUAGGUGGUAAUGAAGGAAGGGUUGCGAGGCAGUCAUUCGUCCUCAAGAAUGAAGAUGAUUUCCCUCCUUUGAAACUGAACGACUAAGCGAGGAAGUUUGCUAAUGCUGAUGCUAAUGUAGAUGCUAACACAUAUACCAGCAAAAUAUGUAGAGAGGACCCACUUUUGUUUUCUUGUUUCAUAAACUUAUUUCUUUUGAAAAUUUUUGGUGGUUGUUGGUGUGAUUUACAAAAGUUGAUUCUGUAGAUUCCUGCCAUAUUCCUAUGUUUUACAUUCCCAUUCACUGCUUUUUCUGGUGACUUGGGCAUUACUUUGUACAUAACUGGUAGCUACUUCCAACA